AUGGCAAGCACGCACUCGGCAAGCGGCAAUGCGCACAAGGCCGACCAGGGCAUCCUCGUCGUCCGAUUCGAGCUGCCGUACAACAUCUGGUGCGGUACCUGCAACGCGCACAUCGGCCAGGGCGUGCGGUACAACGCCGAGAAGAGCAAAGUCGGCAUGUACCACUCGACGCCCAUCUUGGCGUUUCGCUUCAAGUGCCACCUGUGCCAGGGCAGGAUCGAGAUCCGCACCGAUCCGCAGAACACGCGCUACGUCGUCACCGAGGGCGCAAAGCAGAAGAACGAGGAGUGGGACCCUGAGGAGAACGGGCACCUCGUCAUCGACAACGCGGCCUCGACCUCGACCGCUCCUCCCGACCCGUUCGCCUCGCUCGAAAAGACCGUCACACAGCGCGCCGCCGCCCUCACCGCCGCCGAACGCCUGCACGCCCUCGAGGAGCACAACUCGGCCCGGUGGUCCGACCCGUUCGCGGCAUCGCGCGCGCUGCGCGCCUCGUUCCGCGACAAGAAGGCGCGCAUCGUGCGCAGCGAGAAGAAGGCCGAGGACGUGCGCGAGCGGUUCGGGCUCGCCGACGAGCGCGUCCACUCGACCUCGUCGCCUGCGCUCAAAGCGCUGCACUCGCGCCUCUCGCUCGCGACGGCGCUCAAGCGCGACCCGUUCGGCGGCGCAGCGGCGGCGGCCUCGUCGUCGCCUGCGCGAUCGGACGGUGCGGCAGGACGGUCGGGAGCAGGAGCGGCCGGGCUCGAGGGCGUCAAGGUGCGACGCCGGUCGUGA
Messenger RNA from Rhodotorula graminis WP1, 774 nucleotides. RefSeq lists its product as uncharacterized. The coding region runs from base 1 to 774 and encodes 257 amino acids. The record is from RefSeq and is a predicted model, not a curated record. Gene Ontology annotation, cellular component: post-mRNA release spliceosomal complex; U2-type spliceosomal complex. The transcript is spliced from 6 exons. NCBI's taxonomy places the organism in Eukaryota, Fungi, Basidiomycota, Microbotryomycetes, Sporidiobolales, Sporidiobolaceae. Gene Ontology annotation, biological process: mRNA splicing, via spliceosome.